This is a messenger RNA of Oppia nitens, 941 nucleotides long. RefSeq names its product zinc finger protein 675-like. The coding region runs from base 1 to 936 and encodes 311 amino acids. NCBI's taxonomy places the organism in Eukaryota, Metazoa, Arthropoda, Arachnida, Sarcoptiformes, Oppiidae. Gene Ontology annotation, biological process: regulation of transcription by RNA polymerase II. The record is from RefSeq and is a predicted model, not a curated record. The transcript has 3 exons. Gene Ontology annotation, cellular component: nucleus. Gene Ontology annotation, molecular function: DNA-binding transcription factor activity, RNA polymerase II-specific; RNA polymerase II cis-regulatory region sequence-specific DNA binding.
AUGGCAUCAAAUGUGAUGAUUACGGAUAUAUUGGACGAAUUGUUUGAAGAAAACGGUCGACUAAUGCGUGAAUUUUUGCAGAAUAAACCGAUUAAAACAAGAAGUAGAAGAAGAAGAACGAAGAUAUUAGGGGAGAAUUAUGAUGACGACAGCGAUUAUAAUGACGACAACCAAUCCGGUAACACAUCCAUCAGUGAUAAUACAGAUACAGAAAUAAUGGUAAAGAAGAAGAAGAAGAAGAAACAGAUUACCGAUAAGCAAACGAUUGAGAAAAAAGUUCAACGAAAGGCUUAUAUAUGCGAUUGGAUUGGAUGUGACAAACAAUUUAUAAGUUAUUCAGAAGUCUUGGCCCACAAACUGGUCAAACAUACCGAUGAGCGGCCAUUCGAGUGUCCGAAAUGUGACAAAAGAUUUCCACUUAAACAGAAACUGAAAGUUCAUCUGAGGUUAAGUCAUUCAAAUAGGAAAUUCCGGUGCACUUACAAUGGCUGCGACAAAGUGUAUUCAUCAAAUUCUAGUCUUAAUGAACACAAACGUAUAGUACAUUCGGACGACAGGCCCUAUCCGUGCGAUUGGCCCGGUUGUGACAAACGGUAUAAAACGGCAUUCAGUGUAACACUACAUCGCGAAUAUCAUAUGACUGUCCGAACGUAUCGGUGUCCAGUCGACGGAUGCGAUAAAGUCUUUAAUUCUAGAAUUCAAUUAUAUUCGCACAAAAAAGAUCACUCACUGGCCUACUAUGUAUGUUCGUGGCCCGAGUGUGAGGCCAGGUUCAGGUCAAACAUUAAGCUUACCGAACAUAUGAACACACAUCAGGGACUCAGACCACACAAAUGCCAUUUUCCCGACUGUGACUACAGUUACGGUCGGUCGUCAUCACUGCGCAAACAUUUGAUUAAAACGCAUAAUUAUAUUAAGUCAUACCAUAGAAAAUAGGUGUA